Truncatella angustata is the source of this 681-nucleotide messenger RNA. Its product is annotated as tubulin binding cofactor A. Lineage: Eukaryota; Fungi; Ascomycota; Sordariomycetes; Amphisphaeriales; Sporocadaceae. Gene Ontology annotation, biological process: post-chaperonin tubulin folding pathway; tubulin complex assembly. Gene Ontology annotation, molecular function: beta-tubulin binding. Gene Ontology annotation, cellular component: cytosol; microtubule cytoskeleton. The record is from RefSeq and is a predicted model, not a curated record. Bases 141 to 494 code for a protein of 117 amino acids. The transcript is spliced from 2 exons.
AUUGACAUUCAGCUCCUCACCUUACGUUGGGUACGCAUUAUUUAUUUAGCACCACCCAUCGCAGCACUCGCACGCACCCUCUAUACCUUUCUGAAUCAAGAAACGCCUGUUCGCACGCAUACAAACCCAAACCCUCAAAAAUGCCAGCUCCAUCUCCAAUCAAGAUCGCAACCCAAGCGGUCACCCGUCUGACGACCGAAGAGAAGUACUACCAGAAGGAGCUCUCCUCGCAGAACUCGAGAAUCGAGAAGCUCGAGGCGGACCUCAAGGCCGGCAACGAUGCGGACGGCAAUGCCGAGUUCGUGAUAAGGCAAGAGGGAAAAGCCCUGGAAGAGACCAAGGCUGUCUUCGGACCCCUGAAGCAGCGCAUCAUCGAAGCUGCUCAGCGGCUGGAGGAGCAGAUCGCAACGGCGGAAGACGACAACGGCACCAACGCAGAGGAGCUGGCCAAGGCAAAGGAGGUUCUUGCCAGCGUGCCGAAAGAUGAUGCCUAGAUUUGGUCCGACGACUUUAAUUAUGGGGGAAUAAGAGAAUCACCAGGGCAGACGGGCUGUAUGAUUACGAAUGGGAUGACACUAUGAUACCACUUUGAGGAUCGAAAAUAGAUCAACUUCACGAUAUGAUGAAUGCACUGAUUCGAUGCAAGGAGAGCAAAGCCAGCGAACGUAGGUCCAUGAACAU